Molecule: messenger RNA, 1158 nt
Organism: Chanos chanos (milkfish)
Lineage: Eukaryota; Metazoa; Chordata; Actinopteri; Gonorynchiformes; Chanidae
Product: macrophage mannose receptor 1-like
Exons: 5
Coding region: 1-1158 (385 amino acids)
Source: RefSeq, a predicted model, not a curated record
AUGGAUUACAUCAUACACCUCUUACAUCUCUCAGGAUUCCUCAUGCUGUCUGCAUGUGUUCCUCGUCAGUAUCACUUUGUGAAUGAGUUAAAGACCUGGACUGAAGCACAGACAUACUGCAGAGAGCACUACACUGACCUGGCCACUAUUGAUAACCAAGAGGACACAGAUGAGCUGAUUAAAACUGUUAAAGGAGAUGCUGAGCGUGUUUGGAUUGGACUGGAGAAGAGUAGUGAUAUGAAAUGGCAGUGGUCUCUGGGAGAUACAACAUUCUACAGAGAGGGAGAGAUGGAGUUUAGAAACUGGGCUGUUAACCAACCAGACAACACUGUUUACUGUGUAGCCAUGAAAAAUGGUACAUGGCAUGAUUAUAACUGUGAGGAAGACCACUCCUUCAUAUGCUAUGAUGAGAGAAGGAGUGGCAGUGACAGAUACAUACUGCCCACAAAGCCAAAUGAAAAUGAGAGAAGAAAGAAGUGGAGAGAAGCUCAGAGCUACUGUAGAAAGCAUCACACAGACCUGGUCAGUGUGAGGAACCAGACUGAGAACCAGGACAUACACAGGAUCAUGGAGGACGCCAGUGUAGACGCAGCCUGGAUCGGCCUGUUCAGAGACUCCUGGAAGUGGUCAGAUCAGAGUGACUCCUCAUUCAGAUACUGGAGACCAGGAAUACCUGAUAAUUUUGGAGGGAAUGAGAACUGUGCUGUGGUUUGGAUUAAGAGAGAUGUUGGACAAUGGGGUGACUGGCCGUGUAAUCGUAAAACCGUAAAGUUUGUCUGCUAUGAGGAUAAACUGGUCCUGAUCAAUGAGGCUCUGACCUGGAGCGAAGCUCUGAAUUACUGCAGAGAGCAUCAUGUGGACCUGGUCUCAGUUCACUCAGAGGAUAUUCAGAAGUGGGUGAUGGAGGUGGUUGAGAAGGCCUCCACUGCUCAUGUGUGGCUGGGCUUACAUCACAGCUGCACUUUCGGCUUCUGGUUUUGGGUGAGUGGAGAACUUCUCUGCUACGAAAACUGGGCCCCAGGAAAUGGAACAGGGGUGGAGGAGUGUGAGAGAGCGGUCAGAACAGGAGCAGUGGAGUCUGGAGGAGGGAAACAGUGGGUCAGCCUGCCUAAGACCAAGAGACUCAACUUCAUUUGCAGUAACUAUGAAGAGGACUAG